AUGGCUAACAAGAUCAUACAUCAAUCACUUGUUCAAAAUGAAAAUUGCGAAUGUCAACUUGCAGACUACGAUUGGUGUGACGAUGAAUACUUUCAUAUUCACUAUGUCAGAAAGAAUAUUUCAUUUUCAACUAUAUGUGAUGGAUUCACUGAACUCAUUCCAAUAACUAUCGAAGGACAAAAUGAAACAGAUGAAACAGAAUGCGAACAAUGGCCAUGCAAUAACAUUUAUACUCGUUGUGAUGGUUUAUGGAAUUGUCGGCAUGGUGAAGAUGAAAUUGGUUGUGAUUUAUCUUCAGCAUUAAAUUGCCCUUCAGAUCAUCACAAAUGUGUUUCAUCUUACACAAAUCAACUUACAUGCCUAUCUGUUGAGAAAGCAAAUGAUGGCAAUAUCGAUUGUCUUGGUGCUACUGAUGAACCAACAUUAUGUCAAACGAAAUAUCAAGUAAAAUUUUUCAAUAAUUUUUACUGCAUGAAACAAAACCAACAGUCAUGUAUUCCUUCUGAAUCUCUAUGUAAUGGUGACACAUUUUGUGAUUAUGGCAAUGAUGAUGAAAAAUUUUGUGUAAGCAAUCGCUUAAAUAUUUCUAUCUAUUUGGGUAUUUGUCAUUCGUCAUUUUUUUUUAUUCGUUCUGAUGCCGAGCAAUUUUUAUGUCAUGAAACAAAGUACAAGAUAAAGCAACAAAUUAAAUAUUUUUCAUUGGAUGGAAUGAGCAAACCUGUAGAAGGUCAAACUAAGAAUGUGAUAAAAACGAUAUUUUCAAGUUCAUCUAUCAUCGAACUAUUUCAUCAACACGAAUCUCGAUGUCAUCGUGGUUUUGAUUUACGUAUAUUGUUAAACAAUGAAAAGAACUUAACAACAAAUAUAUGUCUUUGUCCACCUAGUUUUUAUGGUAAUCAAUGUCAAUAUCAAAAUCAACGAGUAAGUUUGACUAUUAAAUUUCGAGCAUUAUCAGAUUCUUGGUCAACAUUAUUUUCAAUGAUUAUUUCACUUAUUGAUGAUAGUAAUGAAAUAAUUAUUCAUUCAUAUGAACAGUUCACUUAUUUGUCGAUAAGAGAUUGUAAAAUCAAAUUUAAUAUUUAUUUGCUUUAUUCAACUCGACCAAAAAAUCAAACAAAAAAUUAUGCAAUACAUAUUGAUAUCUAUGAAAAAGUUUCAUUAUCUUAUCGAGGAAGUUUAUUAUUUCCAAUAAUAUUUCCAUUCUUACCUGUUUAUCGUGUAGCAUAUAAAGUUGAUAUUCCUCGAAAUAAUGAAAAUAUUAAAAGUUGUUCGAACUCUCCAUGUAUUCAUGGAAAAUGUAUCAUGUAUUUAAAUAACCAACAAAAUACUAGUUUUUGUCAAUGCUAUCAAGGAUGGUCUGGACGCUAUUGUACUAUUCCACAUACUUCUAUGUGCUCAUCUGAUUCAUUAUAUUUUGGGGUCUCUGCUUACAAUCAGUCUGUAUGUGUUUGUCCUAUUAAUAAAUUUGGUUAUCAAUGUCUCCUUGUCAAUACAAUUUGUGACAUGGAUAAGAAUUUAACAUGUCAAAAUGGUGGUCAAUGCAUUCCUACUGAUGAAUAUACGAUAUCGAAUCACAAAUUUAUAUGUCUUUGUCCAAAAGGUUAUAUUGGUGAUCGAUGUGAAAUAGCUGAUACAAAAAUUAUUCUAUCAUUUGGGAACGAUAUUGUUUUAUCGCAAUCGAUAUUUAUUCAUUUCAUUCAAGUUGUAAAUGAUAGUACACCGAUCAGAACGACUACUUUUCGAACAAUUCCCCUUACACAACAUUUACUUGCUCUUUAUUGGUCACAACCAUUUCAUCUUAUGUUCAUUGAACUUCUAAAUAAAAUUUAUUAUUUAGCUGUUAUUCAAAAAACUUAUGAGCGAUCAACAAAAAUUACUAAAAUGAUAAAUUCAUCAGCUCGUUGUCAACAUAUAAAUGAAUUAUUUAAUGAAACUUUUGUUCAGAUGCAUGCUCUUCGUCGUAUCAAAUAUUAUCAUUUACCAUGUCAAAACUAUUCAUCAAAUCUUUCUUGUUUUUAG
This is a messenger RNA of Rotaria sp. Silwood2, 2019 nucleotides long. Lineage: Eukaryota; Metazoa; Rotifera; Eurotatoria; Philodinida; Philodinidae. The record is from the annotation of a GenBank genome assembly.